Copidosoma floridanum is the source of this 939-nucleotide messenger RNA. RefSeq names its product homeobox protein Hox-D3-like. Lineage: Eukaryota; Metazoa; Arthropoda; Insecta; Hymenoptera; Encyrtidae. The record is from RefSeq and is a predicted model, not a curated record.
AUGGAAUUGCAGUAUGAAGAAGUAUUCAAUGCCGCUCAGGAGCUAACUCCUCAAAACCAGAUGGAGAAAAAUUUAUUGAAUAAAAAAAGAAAGAGGACGUCGUAUAGCUCAGCGCAGAUUGUGGAGCUCAAAAGAGUAUUUGACAUGGAUAAUUACUUGUCCAUUGCUGGUCGAGUACAAUUGGCGAAAGAGAUGGGCCUCACGGAAAAUAAAGUGACAAUAUGGUUCCAAAAUCACCGAUCACCCCAUAAUAUGUUGGAUCCAGUAGGAUCUGUGAGCAGCUAUGAAUCUCUUCAUGUCCAGCCUCCAUUGUUUGGUCAGCAACAACUGUACCCCCAGCAACCGUUUUUGUGUCCAUGUGAUUUAGCUGCGCAACAACUUGAAGCUGCAAAGCAGAUGCCGUACCUGACAAGCUCAAAAGCCACGGGACAACAAUCGUGGAUGCCACAAAAGCAAUUCUAUGGUUGUGGAACCCAGCAGCAACCGUUUUUGCGUCCAUGUAAUUUAGCUGCGCAACAACUUGAAGUUGCAAAGCAGAUGCCGUACCUGACAAGCUCAAAAGCCACGGUACCUUUAACUUCGACCGACAAAGUGUACCAUCAUUUUUCUGUUGCUGCUCAUUACUCCAGCAGUAUCGAAGGAAAUCAUGUAAACGGCCCCAACUAUAGUUGCCAAGUCAAUGUACUUGAACUAGAGCAGCAGCUUCUCCCGCAGCCAGGACAACAGCAGCACCAGCAGCCCCAAUCAACGCAUCAACAUCUACAACCAGAAAAACGAUCGCUGCUGGAUGCAUUUUUUGAUAGUUUUUCGUGCACGGUGUAUGACGACCCACUGGAGGAUUUUAUUGUUGAAUUACCUAGCGGUGAAAUUAUUAACCAGAAUGACUUUUAUAAGGAAAUGUGUAAUUUUUUUAAAGUUAUGAAUUCUCCAAGUGCUUGA